UGUAUCGUUAAAGGAGCCAUCGACUCAUCGAUGUUGAUGUUAAACAGCGGGCUACACAGCACCGAAAAAAGCCGAUGCAACAUUUUACACGAAAAUUAAACGAUAUUGUGCAGUUGCAGUGAAAUUGGUUAAAAGGGCGUGCCAAAAUACAGCUAAACCGCAAGAACACUAAAAAUAAACAAUAUUAAAAGAAAACAAAUAAAAAGCGAAUUGCUUGGAAUUCGACUUGUCCAAUUGGAUACGUGAGUUGAGACUCGUUCGAGCAGACCAUUUGAUACUCUACACAACACAACACACACACACACACAAUGGCGUGGCGCUUCAAGGCUUCCAAGUACAAAAAUGCCGCGCCCAUUGUGCCCAAAGCGGAGGCAUGCGUCCGUGAGAUUUGCGUUGGCAGCUAUCAAACCUAUGGCAAUAAUAUUGCCGCAUCGGGCGCCUUUAUGGCCUUCAAUUGGGAGCAUAGUGGCUCCAGUGUCGCUGUCCUGCCCCUCGAUGAUUGUGGACGCAAAAGCAAGACAAUGCCAUUGUUGCAUGGACACACGGAUACUGUCACAGAUUUGAAAUUCUCACCCUUUCACGACGGACUCUUGGCCACCGCAUCGCAGGAUUGUCUGGUAAAAAUCUGGCAUAUACCGGAAAAGGGCUUGGAGCAAUCCCUCUCCGAUCCCGAGGCUGUUUUUUCCCACAAACAGCGACGUGUGGAGACAGUUGGAUUUCAUCCCACGGCUGAUGGAUUGAUGUACUCCACGGCGGCAGGUUGUGUGGCGCUCUUUGAUAUUGCCACCCAAAAGGAGAUCUUCUCAAACAAUGAGCAUCCUGAGGUCAUUCAAUCGGCCAGCUGGCGUGAGGAUGGCACUGUUUUGGCCACCAGCUGCAAGGAUAAGUGUGUGCGCAUCUUUGAUCCACGUGCCGAAGGUUCACCCAUACAAAUGGUCGCCGAAUCGCAUCAAAGCAUUAAGGAUUCCCGUGUGGUUUGGCUGGGCAAUCAAUCGCGCAUCCUUACCACCGGCUUCGAUGCGGCACGUUUGCGGCAGGUGAUCAUACGUGACAUACGCAACUUUAAUACGCCCGAGAAAACAUUGGAAUUGGAUUGUUCAACUGGUAUUUUAAUGCCAUUAUUUGAUCCGGAUACGAAUAUGCUGUUUCUUGCCGGCAAGGGUGAUACGACCAUCAAUUAUCUGGAGAUCACAGACAAGGAUCCGUAUCUGAUCGAAGGACUGCGACACACAGGCGAACAAACAAAGGGGGCGUGUCUGGUGCCCAAACGUGCUCUCAAAGUCAUGGAGGCGGAGGUGAAUCGUGUGCUCCAGCUCACCUCCAACAUGGUCAUACCCAUCAUGUACCAGGUGCCCCGCAAGACCUAUCGCGACUUCCAUGCUGAUCUUUAUCCGGAAACUACGGGCUACAAGACGGACUUGAUUGCCAGCGAAUGGUUAAAUGGCACCAAUCAGGCUGUGCCCAAGAUGAACUUGGAUCCAGCGAAGCGUGAACACGGCGAUGAACCCAUUAUCAUACAUCGUGGCAAUCUGAGCGAUUUCAUAAAGAACAUUGAGAACCAAAGGGCAAAGGGCAAAAGUUCGAAUCAAAAAUCAGCUGCACCUUCAGUAAAACGCAACGACAAUGAACAUUUUAUGAUGUUGCGCAGCAAGUGCAACAAUGGCGAGGAGAAGAAUGGAAAUGGUACUGAGAAUAACGACAAAAAGAUGACCCAUCCCAAUCCGAAUCCCAACAAGGGUCAAACGGAAGAGUGCAGUCUCAGUCAAAGUGAAUUGAUACGCAAAUUCGAGGCGAAAUACAAGACAGAUUCGGAAAAGGAUGUCCAGGUGGAUGAGAAGGAAUCACCCACUGAGCACUCAACGGGCAGCAGCGAGGAGGCAUCCUCAUCGGGGGCAUUGGACACGAAUUCGGCAAGUGGCAGCCACUCGCCACCGAAGCCCAUGCCACGCACAUCGCGCAACAAUUCGUUGCCCGAGGCAACCACACCUGGCAGUGGCGGUGAUUCAGCCGGCGAGGGCAACACACCGCGUCCCAGGCCACGCACAACUGCAGCUGCCGCCUACAAGCCUCGCCUUGGCCCAAAACCAUUCUCGAGCAACACUGGUGACGUCUCGUUCGACAAAGUGUUUGCCGUGCCCGUUGCGCCCGGUUCGCAUGAGAACAUAUCGAACGUGGGUCAGGAGAACUCUAGCGAGACGCCCACUCAAGGCGCCAAACCCGAUCUCAUUGUGGAAAUUGAAAUUAAAAAAAGCCAUGAACGUGAACCGAAUGUUGGCGGCAAUGGCAACGGCAAUGGCGUCCAAAAGUCAUUGACCACCUCGGAGCGUCGCAAGUCUUCAGCUGACGAUGAUGAAUCAUCCGAUAAGAUAUUCGAGCAAAACUCUGAAUCGUCGGAGAAUUCGACGGAGGGCGAAGAUCGCACAGAUGCCGAUUUACUACGCUUCUCAGCGGUGCGUAGCAGCAUUGCCGAACGACGUCGCGUCUACGAGAGUCGUUCCAAGAGCCAGGUGGAUGAGAAGGCUCAAUCGCCGGUGCCACUUCGCCGUGAAAGCUCCAAGGUGGAACCGCUUAAACCCAGCCAGCAGUUGGGCGGCAAUAGCAAUGUCAUACCCGCGUCUGGCAUUGACAGCAAGCGCAUCUCUGUGCCGGAGGGCAAGUUGAUGGAGGAGCAUCGUCGGGGCAACGGUGCUGGACUGAAGAAAUCGGCCACCGAGGCGGCAUUCAGUGCUGCAUCAACAAAACGCACCUCGACCGUCUUUGGCAAGGUGUCCAAGUUUCGUCACUUGAAGGGCACGCCCGGUCACAAGUCGACACACAUUGAGAACUUGCGCAAUUUGAGUCGACAGAUACCGGGCGAAUGCAAUGGCUUCCAUGCCAAUCACGAGCGUGUUGCGGUACCGCUCUCUGGACCCGGCGGAAAGAUUGCGAUCUUUGAGCUGAGUCGUCCCGGCAGAUUGCCCGAUGGUGUCAUUCCAUCGCUGGUGAAUGGCAGCAACAUUAUGGACUUUCAGUGGGAUCCUUUUGAUGCACAGCGUCUGGCGGUUGCCUGCGACGAUGGCAUUGUGAAAUUGUGGCGCAUCGAGGAGGGCGGCUUGAGUGAGCCAACAAAUACGCCGCAAGGUGAAUUGACCGCUCAUCUGGACAAGAUCUACUUCAUACGCUUUCAUCCCUUGGCCGCCGAUGUGCUUCUCACGGCCAGCUAUGACAUGACCAUUAAACUCUGGGAUUUGCGUACCAUGACCGAGAAAUGCGCACUCAGCGGACACACGGAUCAAAUAUUCGAUUUCGCCUGGAGUCCAUGUGGCAAACUGGGCGCCAGUGUUUGCAAAGAUGGCAAAAUCCGUGUCUACAAUCCACGCAAAUCCGAGACGCCCAUACGCGAGGGCAACGGUCCUGUGGGCACACGUGGGGCACGCAUCACUUGGGCACUCGAGGGUCAUUACAUUGUCUGCACCGGAUUCGACAAGGUCUCGGAGCGUCAGAUUAGUGUGUACAAUGCACAAAAAUUGACGGCGCCAUUAAAUACGGCCAGUUUGGAUGUGUCGCCAUCGAUUCUAAUACCAUAUUAUGAUGAGGAUAGCUCCACAUUGUUUGUCACCGGCAAAGGAGACUCGACCAUAUACUGCUAUGAGAUAACCGAUGAGGAGCCAUACAUAUGCCCGCUGUCGCAUCAUCGUUGCUCCUCGUUGCAUCAGGGCCUCAGUUUCCUCACCAAGAACCAUUGCGAUGUGGCCAGCGUGGAGUUCUCCAAGGCAUACAGGCUGACAAACACAACCAUUGAGCCGCUCAGCUUCACAGUGCCACGCAUUAAGAGUGAACUGUUCCAGGAUGAUUUGUUUCCACCCACGCGCAUUACAUGGAGCGCCACGCUCUCUUCCGAGGAUUGGUUUGGUUGCAACGACAAGGCCGCUGCCAAAGUCAGUCUCAAGCCAGAGGGCAUGGAUACACUGUCAUCCAUACAACAAGUGCCAGCGGCAGUUAAGAAACCAGAUGCUUCGCAAUUUGCCAGCAAAUCGGAAUAUGAAAGCAAUAAACAGCAGGAGAUACAAAAAUCGGUUAGUGCGCGCAUGGAAUACACCACCAAGUUGGAGCAGGAUGAAAUGGAGGGCGUCGAUGAGAAUGAGUGGCAAGAGUAGCGUCAAAUGGACGCCAAUGGACACGCAUACACAUAAGCUAUAUUAUUAAAUAUACACUCAUAGAUAAGUUCAACUCGUAUAUGCAUAAACAGUGCAUAAUUAUUCACAACUUAACAACACACACACACACACACACAGACACAACAAACACACACAACACACACUGAGACAGAGACAGAGACAGACUUUGAGACAAACACAACCCGUGCAGCAAGUUGCAAGGCAAGAAUUAAUGAUUAGGCAUAUUUGAGAGCAUUGCUCAAGUUUCCCACUUUUCCCAUCACUCCCCUCUGGAGCUACCACCCCACUUUCUUCAGUCAACUGCUGUCAGCUGGGCCAGACCUUUGUAUAUAGCAACGGUGCUGCUACAAAUCUAUUACCCAUUUAUUUUUGUGAGAGAGAGAGUAUGCACUGCUAACUGGUUGUGCCAAUGUCCUUGAACCCGUUUCCCCCUUACCCACAACUGCAGUUGCUCAAUAAUUGCCAAAUUACAAAGUUUAAGCAAACGUUUUUAUAUAGUUCACUUUUUUUUUAUAUACAUUUAUAUAUAUACUUAUAUAAUUUUUAUUCGUUUUGUAUUUGUUUAUACACACACAAACAUUGCUAUACAAUAUAUAUAUAUAUAAAUAUAUUGUUUUAUGUGUUUGUUUAAGUAGUUAGUCCAAAUUAGUUAAGCAUAAAAACAUUUUUAUAAUUUUCUAUAGUUUUCUAUUGAGAGUAUUUCGCUUAAGUUUGUGGCCAUAUAUAAAGAUGUUGUUGAUAUUUAUAUAUAUUUAUACAUAUAUAAAUAUUUUAGAGCUUUACAAGUAUUUACCUCUCAGUCUAUUUCAAUAUGUGCUCUCUCUAUAUAAAUAUAUAUACAUUAAAAAUCCCUUUUUUAUAUAUAUAUAUAUACACAUAAAUAUAUACAUAUAUAGUAAAUUUCAACUCGACACUUGUCUCUCGCUUUGGCAAUGGGAGCAGCUCAGGCGGGCCAACACCCACAUAUAUAAACACCCCAAACACACACACACACACACACACAGACAUACGACUCCAAUCUUUACAUGAUGUAUUUUAUAGCAUAUAUUAUAGAGGACAAGUUUUUAUAGCAAUUUGAUGCUUGCUUUGGUCACACACAGGUUUUAAUAUCGUUUUUUUUUGUUUUUUUGUUUUUUUUUUAUAGAUCUUUCUAGUCUUUGUCUUUAUUCAUUGCUUCCUUGCGACCCUUUAAGAAUACCAUGUAAAACCAUAACAUAACAACAGACAGCAAAAACAUUAUAGACUGUACGUGAGACGUUUAAUGCGUAAGCCAAUCAAGCGAGAAUUUUGUUAAUAACUAAUUAACUAAACAAUAUACAAUACAAAUAUAUCAAAAAUCAAAUACUUAAUGUAACAACUGAAUCAAAAAUAAGAGACAAACAACAAAAUAUGUAAUUGAUAAAAAGAAAUGAUAAACAAAAACAACAACAAUUCCAAAAUGUAUAACGAAAAGACUUGCGGGAAAAGCGCAUCCGUGUUGCCAUUUAAGAAAAUUUGUCGAAAGAGAGCAAAAAUCAAGCUCCUCCACAUAAGACUAGAAACUUAUACAGAUAUAUAGAACCGAUAUGAUACCAUAAUUUGUAUACUUAUAAAGCAUUUUGUACUUGCAAUAGAUAUGCAUAUAUAUAGUAAAUAUAUAUAUUUUGUAUACAGCAACAAAGAAACAAAACAAAAACAUAAACAACUUUUGCGACUGAUUCGACCAAGAACAUUCUCGGGUAAUGGCAAUAAAGCUAGGCCUAGAAGCUAUAUAGUUAUAUCAACUAUAUAGACCAUGACAACACAUCCAAUCCAACAAUGUUGCAUUUAAAAAGACGGAAAACCACUCACAAUAUUUCACUUUUUCACUUGAAGCAUUUCCGGGAGCAUUUUCCAUGAUAACGAUGAUAUUAGAUUGUCUCAAAACUCUAGUACUUAUAUGCGCAUAACAUAUAAACAAAGAAA
Molecule: messenger RNA, 6101 nt
Organism: Drosophila innubila
Lineage: Eukaryota; Metazoa; Arthropoda; Insecta; Diptera; Drosophilidae
Gene: pod1
Product: coronin-7
Exons: 15
Coding region: 309-4136 (1275 amino acids)
Molecular function (GO): protein binding
Source: RefSeq, a predicted model, not a curated record